AUGGAAGAGAUCAAGACCUGGGCUCUCAGUCACAUGUCUGAUCUAUUAAGAUCUCUUAACGAUCCACAAAUGAUCACUGAGAUGGCAAAUUACAUUUUAACUAUCCAAGAGCCAGAUCAGGUCAGAGCAGAAUUAUCAUCAAUGCUUGGGGUUGAAGACGACGACACAUCUCAGUCUUCCUUACUUUUGAGAGCUAGAAAAUUGGACUUUAUUGACAGUUUUAUUGAAAAAAGAUUUGCAAUUCAAAAGAAAAUCAAGAAAAAGAAGCCAGUCAAGAUCGAGAUGAAUAAGCCUAAUAUGGAAAGGCUGCAAAAAGAACUGAACGGCCCUGCUUUUGUUUCUAAAAGGUUGUGCUACUGUAUGGCAACUACACAUGAACUCAUAGGAAACUGUUUAGCUUGUGGAAAAAUAGUUUGCGCAAUAGAAGGGAGAGGCCCUUGCAUGUAUUGUGGUCAUAUGGUAGUGCCUAAAGGAGAAGUCCCACAAACCCUUCCUGACGAAAAAUCUUAUAUCCAAGCUAUCCAGCAUAAAGAAAAGCUUCUAGCCUUCGACCAGAACACAGAUGAGCGCUUAGCAGUAAUAGAUGACCACACAGAUUGAUUUGACAUCGCCAACAAUGCCUGGUUUUCUCCAGAAGACAGAGAAGCUGCUUUAAAAAUGGAAAAAGAACAAAAAGAAAGAGCAGAAUCAGCAAACCGAACCAUGCACGUUACCGUCGAUUUAGCUAAUGCAACAGUGGACGCUGAUAUUCGCUCUAAAAAGGUUGUAGAAAAAGAUAAGGUUCAACAAAAAGAAAAAGCUGGGAAAUUUUUUAUUGAGGCUUCUAAAAGGCUCCAUGCAAGUACAGAUUUGGAUGAUAAAGUUAGGGUUGUGUAUGAACAAGUUAUGAGUAAACUGAAAAACGAGCCUGUCAAAGAAAAACCAAAAAAAGAAGCUUUUUCGGUUGUGCAGAAUGAAGAUCCUUUUGCAGAGCUGGCUGCAAAGGUCGAGAAGCCAAAAAUCCAUGAUCCGAUGAUAUUUACGGAAAGGUCAAGAUUAAGAUUAAGAUUACGCUGGGUAUUUAAGGUCCCUACUACGUCCGAGGUCGCAUGCCACGGUUUCCCCGUGUGGUGGCAGAGCGUUCACCAAGCCCGGGCCGAAACCCCCGGUUUCUCGGUAGAGGUAUUGUCAAGGGCCGUCUUAUACCGGCUUUGCUGACCACCUCCAUUUCCAACUUGGAUCGUCGCCUAAGUUUACGCCAACUCCGCUUCGUCGUCCGCCAGAUCUGCCCAUUGAAGGGCACCUUUUCAACUGGAGAGACCCCCGUCUCGAUGUCUAACUCGCCUCCCCUCUUUUCCGGUCAUCCCGAGAAAGAACUCAACAGCUUUCGCCAUUCGGGGCGAGCCACUAAAGCAGCUUAGGCAGGUAAUUCACCCUGUCUCAUUUCGGGCACUCACUGGGCUGAGCGCUGCUGGCAAAAAGAAGUCACGAAUAACUGCCCAUGGGUCUGGGUCGCAAAAACAGCGGUUCUCGCGCUUAGGCCUCUCGCUUCGAGGUCCCGGACGUUGUUGGGCUAAUUCCUGGCUCCAAAAACCAUGCCCGGAUAUACAUGGGUAACCACCACUGGGAGGGUGGGUCGGUCGCCAUACGCCAUUUUAUGUAUAUGGAAGGUCAAGAUAAAAGGCAAUGCUUGACUAUGCAUCAGCCAUGAGCUUCAUUGUUGGUAUAUGGCUUUAAAAGAGUAGAAGGGAGAAAUUGGUCAACUGACUAUAGAGGCCCAUUAUGGAUUCAUGCCAGUGCUAGAAGGCCAACACCUGAAGAUAUAGCUGCAGUUGAAAGCUUCUACACAAAUUUAUAUGGAAAUGCCCCUGAUAAGCCUUCAUUUCCUGAUAAAUAUCCGACAGGGGUCCUUUUAGGAAGAGUCGAGCUAAUAGAUGUCCUGGCUCUCCCUUCAAUGACAAAUAUUUUAAAUAAAAAUCUAAUUUAUUUUAUAAAAUUGGUGUUUUUAGGAUAAAUAUCAUUAAAUAUUUGGAAAUCUCAUAAAAAAAAUCAUUGACUAUAUAUUUAAUAUAUAAAAAAUAUUUUAUGUAAUAAUUUUUUUUGCUUUAAAAAGGAUAAUUUUCUUGUUUUGCUAUUCUCUUAAUGGAGGAGUGAGUGGAGAAGAAUAUAAUGAAAUAACUCCAGAAAAUUUUCGAGAAGACAAUGAAAGCAAAUUUCGAUUUAUCAUAAAAAACCCAAUGAAAUUACUCGUACCAAUAAGGAUGCUUGGGAGCAAGAAAAUUUACAAUCUAGAUUUUCAGCUGUGGGAAGGAGCUUGCAGAGGGCUCAGAAGGGUUUACACAAAGUGGUGGCCAGUUUUGGAUCAAGAAGAAGAAGAAAAUGUAGCUGAGCUUUAUUAUUAA
This is a messenger RNA of Blepharisma stoltei, 2381 nucleotides long. The record is from the annotation of a GenBank genome assembly. NCBI's taxonomy places the organism in Eukaryota, Ciliophora, Heterotrichea, Heterotrichida, Blepharismidae.